Molecule: messenger RNA, 2130 nt
Organism: Anolis carolinensis (green anole)
Lineage: Eukaryota; Metazoa; Chordata; Lepidosauria; Squamata; Anolidae
Exons: 2
Coding region: 301-1890 (529 amino acids)
Molecular function (GO): zinc ion binding; nucleic acid binding
Source: RefSeq, a predicted model, not a curated record
UUCCUUAAUCCCUCCUUAUUAUCCAACAUAUUCGCUUAUCCAACAUUCUGCCGGCCCGUUUAUGUUGGAUAAGUGAGACUCUACUGUCAGAACCCUGCUACUAGAGCCUGGAUGUGGCUCUGAGUUUCAGGGUCACUGACAUUGAUAAGACACCUGCGUCCCAGGGCUCGGAGGAGAAACGGCUGAUGGACUUGGCGGGGAAUUUGCGCGGGGUUUUACUGAGCGGGAAGAGACUGUUCAAAUGAGGGGGAGGGUAUAUAAAGGAGGGUUGGCCGGAGCCUCCCAUUCUUGGCUUUUCUGAUGUUCAUGUUUCCUACAGUAAAAGUUCCUGGUGAUACCACAAAGAGUCUCGUGUGUUCAUUCAGGAGCGGCUGUGGUGAGCUGACACUAAGCCAAGAAUACGGACACCAUCCCGCUGUAGCGGUGAGGUGUAACAUGCAAGUGGAGGAUGAAGAGCUCUUGGGCGCCGGAGGAGGAAGGUCGGAAAGGGCCACUCCCGAGACGGACGCUGAGUUCCACCAGCUGGCGGCCCUGGCGUCAUCCACCGCUUAUGCCCAGCCAAAUGGGGUAACCCAGAGGCGCGGAGUGGUGCGGGGAGAUAGCACCGGAGGAGAGGAAGGUUCACCUUCCCCAGGCCCGCAAAAGAUGGUGUUUCUGGAGGAGAGGAUGUCGGCGAUGGAGACCACCCUGGCAGUGAUGUCGAGGGCGAUGGAGCGCCUGGCGGUUUUGGCGGAGCCGGAGCGAGGAAGGGAACUCCGGGCUAGCUCAAUGUGGGACGUGAGCAUGGGAAGCAGCCAGGGCUUUGCAGACCUCCCAGCACCGAAGGGAAGGGAAAUGCGAAAGGAGCCCGGUGCCCGGCCCAAGAUCCGAACGAGCCUGACGCGGGUGGAGGAGAGUGACGACGAAGGGGAAAAGCCUCCGAGAAUCUCGGCUACGCUCCCAACUGAGACCCUGGUGCCCCUGGCGAAUGCCGGGCGUGGCACAGGACAAAGGGAAGCAGCAGCGGGGCCCACUGGCCCGCAAGGGGGCUUGCGACGGGCGGAGGAUUGGGGAUUGCCACCACAGGGACCCCUACCGAGACGAGAGGAACUAAGGAUCGAGUUUGGGGGAGAGUCCUCUGAACUGGAUUUUUUCCUGACCACGGUGAGGGGCUAUAUGGAGGACAAUGCCCACACUUUUAGAACGGAAUCCAGCCGGGUACGGGCCAUUGGCGCAGUGUUGAAGAGGGGAGCGGCCAGCUGGUACGUUCAACUACACGCGCGGCGCGACCCAUGUCUGGGGUCACUCCGACGCUUUAUGGGGGCCCUGGAGACCCGUUUCCGAGAUCCACUGGAGCAGAUCCGGGCGAGGGAGGAGUUGAAGACCGUCUCCCAGGGGCAGAGGUCGGUGUCUGAGUAUGCGGAGGAGUUCCAAUGCCUCGCUGAAAAGGUGCCGGAAUGGUCUGCAGUGACAAAGAUAGAACUCUUCAAAGAGGGGCUCAGGCGGGAGAUCCUCUCCUGGGCGGUGCAUCGUGAUGAGCCUGACACACUGCGCGGAUGGAUUCAGCUGGCGGGGCGCAUCGAGACAUCGCUGGCCCAGGCGAGGAGGCACCGAGGAGGGCUACAGCAGCGGCCGCAGAUGAAAGAGGGGAGCCGGAAGGAGGGAUCAACCCCAGCCGGGAGGAGAACGGAGCCGACAGGGAACGUGAGCACCAGCAGGAGGGGCUGCUUCGUGUGCGGCCGUUUGGGCCACAGGGCUGCCGAGUGCUGGCAGAGAAAAGGGGAAGGCGGAGGCCCGCCCAAACCAAGAGCCGUGGCAGGGAAACGCGCCGAGGAAGAACCACCGAUGAGGCACCACUCGGGGGGGUUGGACGAAGGGGAGGAGGACGCCAUGUCAGAACCCUGCUACUAGAGCCUGGAUGUGGCUCUGAGUUUCAGGGUCACUGACAUUGAUAAGACACCUGCGUCCCAGGACUCGGAGGAGAAACGGCUGAUGGACUUGGCGGGGAAUUUGCGCGGGGUUUUACUGAGCGGGAAGAGACUGUUCAAAUGAGGGGGAGGGUAUAUAAAGGAGGGUUGGCCGGAGCCUCCCAUUCUUGGCUUUUCUGAUGUUCAUGUUUCCUACAGUAAAAGUUCCUGGUGAUACCACAAA